Megalobrama amblycephala (Wuchang bream) is the source of this 1288-nucleotide messenger RNA. Its product is annotated as sarcoplasmic reticulum histidine-rich calcium-binding protein. The transcript is spliced from 2 exons. NCBI's taxonomy places the organism in Eukaryota, Metazoa, Chordata, Actinopteri, Cypriniformes, Xenocyprididae. Bases 89 to 712 code for a protein of 207 amino acids. Gene Ontology annotation, cellular component: plasma membrane. The record is from RefSeq and is a predicted model, not a curated record.
GCCCCUCUUUCCUGCCUAUAUGACCAAGACAAAUUUGAAUGUUCUAUUUUACGCAUGGCUAUGGGUUUAAGGACAGCUGAAUAAAGUCAUGGCGCCAGAAACAACGAGUGACAGCACUCCAACUGUCCUUGUCCUCCUCUUCUUAUUAAUCAUACUUGCUCUGGCUCUGGUGUACUUUUAUAAAAAGCUUAAUGCGGACACAAAUGGACAGUACACCGUCCAGCGCAUAGUCUUCGCCCCCGGCGGCCUACGGGAUCGAUUGAGACAAGGAGUUGGGGUUGUGGAAAACAGAUUUGGUGUCCACAUUUGGCCUCAACCCCGUGAGGACGAGGAGAACAUAGGAGAUAAGGAUGAAGGGGACGAGGAGGGUGGAGGUCAUGACAAACAAAAUGACAGUUACGCAGAGGAGGGAGAACAGCAGGAAAAUGAUGACAGCGGGGAUGAUUCUUCGAGUGACUAUUCCAGCGUUGACCUGAGGGAGAGGGCAAGGAUGCAGAGGGAGGAAAAUAAAAGUGACAAGGAUGAAGCUGAUGAAGAGAAGGAGAAACAGGAGGAGGGAGGAGCAGCGGCAAAAGAGGAGGAUAAAAGUGAAGAAGUGAAGAACGAAGAGAAAGUGGGAUUGCUCGUAGAUCUAACUCCAUUUAGAGGUAGCGCAAUUUGGUCUGAGGAGGACAAAGAUGGAAAUGAGGGAAAUGACUUGACUGCUUUAUGAAAAGCACAGACACGUGGCUUUCGAAUUUAAUAGGCGGGAAAUCAGGUGUUGUGGCCCAGUGGGCAGCACAAAACAUUUAUAUAUACAUGUUUAAAACAAAUCUAUUUUGUGGAGCAUCAUGUUUGAUACUCAUAUUUUAACUUGAUUUUUCUAAAGCAGUUAUGUUUGGAUAAUCAAGUAAACGUAAACUGCUUCAGAAUCGUGACUUUUUUUUAGAAUUAUACUAAAAGGCCUUUUACUUGGUAAAAAAAAAAAAGGGAAAAAAUGUAUAAAGCCUCAAUUCGACAAAGGAAGGCAUAUUUGAAUGUAUACUACAGAUUUUCAGCAAAGUUUUGAUCAUGUUGAUAAACUUAUAAGUUUCUAUAGGCUAUCAAAUGUACAGUAGGUUUUAACUUUAAAAAUCAGUAAAACAGUUCCACACCCUUUCUGUAAGCUGUUCUAUCCACUUCCUGUUGUUUUUCUGCCAAUGCUGAUUGUGUGCAAAAAUACAUUGUGAAACUUGUAAACAUUUUUAUUAGAUUGUAUAUAUUUUUGCAUUACAGAAUAUUUUUCAUGACAAUAAAGUGAUUGUCAGAA